UCUCUCUCUCCUCCUCCUCCUCCUUCUUCUUCCUCCUCACUUCAGCUCGGUCUGUUUCGCACUAGCCUUCUCUUCAUCUGCCAGCCACUGGAUACCGCACCGUUUCCUCCGUAGUGGUAAUCAUGUCCUCAGUAAUGCAGAAGCUGAUCAGCCCUCAGGCUUGCACCGCUGCUGAGCCUCCCAGGAACAAGGUGACGGUAGUUGGCGUGGGCCAGGUGGGGAUGGCCUGUGCCAUCAGCAUCCUGCUGCGGGACCUGUGUGAUGAGCUGGCUCUGGUGGAUGUGGUUGUGGAUCGUCUGCAAGGAGAAAUGUUGGACUUGCAGCAUGGCAGCCUCUUCCUCAAGACCUCAAAGAUAGUCGCUGACAAAGACUAUGCAGUGACAGCCAACUCUCGUGUGGUUGUGGUGACGGCUGGUGUCCGUCAGCAGGAGGGUGAGAGCCGUCUCAACCUAGUGCAGAGGAACGUCAACGUCUUCAAGUCCAUUGUCCCACAGAUCGUCAAGUACAGCCCCAACUGCACGAUACUUGUGGUCUCCAACCCUGUUGAUGUGCUGACCUACGUCACCUGGAAGCUGAGUGGUCUGCCCAAGCACCGUGUCAUUGGCAGCGGCACCAACCUGGACUCGGCCCGCUUUCGGCAAAUGAUGGCCGAACGCCUCGGCAUCCACGCCAGCUCCUUCAAUGGCUGGGUUCUGGGCGAGCAUGGAGACACCAGUGUGCCUGUGUGGAGCGGUGUGAAUGUGGCAGGAGUCAACCUGCAGAAGCUGAAUCCUGAAAUUGGUACUGAUGCUGAUAAGGAACACUGGAAAGCCACACACAAAGCUGUGGUGGACAGUGCCUAUGAGGUGAUCAGGCUGAAGGGAUACACUAACUGGGCCAUUGGUCUGAGUGUGGCCGACCUGACUGAGAGCAUCAUCAUGAACAUGUCCCGGGUCCACCCUGUCUCCACCAUGGUCAAGGGCAUGUUUGGCAUUGGUGAGGAGGUCUUCUUGUCUCUGCCCUGCGUGCUAAAUGGCAGUGGCGUGAACAGCGUGAUCAACAUGACCCUGACAGACAGCGAGGUGGCCCAGCUGAAAAAGAGCGCUGACACUCUGUGGGGCAUCCAGAAGGACCUCAAGGAUGUUUGAACACAGCUGUGAUGCAGAGAGGCCUGUCGACACACACACUCCCUUUAUUUACACACUCCCUCUUGUAUCGUGUAACUCUUAUUUUAAAGGAUAUCAGUGUUCUUAUUAACACAAUUAAUCUUACAUGACUGUCAUUGGCCUUGAUUUGACUGUUUUCACAUCAGUUCUGCAUUUUGCUGACACCUCUAAGUGUAAAAACACUGGUAUGCUCCUUUAAAAAUAACCACAUGCUCCAAACAGCCAGUAGACCGAAGUGGCUCUCUUACUGUUUGUGUUAGGACCUGUGUUACUGUACUCUGUAUGGAUUCUUGUGUUUCAGCUGUUUGGAGCAGGAUCAAACACAACCCUUAAAUUGCCAGAAGUGUCACAGUCCUCACUGUACUGACUUGUUCAUUUAGUUCCCUUUAGGGAAUCACUUAGAGACCCCAAACCUCUAGAGAGAGACCCUAAAAAUCCUUCUGCUUUUGUCCAAAAGUGGUUUUCUGCAGCCGACAGCACAACUGGGUCGACAUGGGUUGAACUUCAACCUUGUGAGUGUGAAGGUUCUUUUUCUUUGGUGUUGCCAAAGACGGAGGGGUAGGGGAGUGGUGAAAAUGGCCAAAUCUGUUGGGACGGGUAUAAACUGUUGGAAAGAGCAACAUAUUCCUUAAUAAAGUAAACAUCAUCAA
Monopterus albus (swamp eel) is the source of this 1795-nucleotide messenger RNA. RefSeq names its product lactate dehydrogenase Ba (gene ldhba). Gene Ontology annotation, cellular component: cytoplasm. The record is from RefSeq and is a predicted model, not a curated record. Lineage: Eukaryota; Metazoa; Chordata; Actinopteri; Synbranchiformes; Synbranchidae. Bases 123 to 1127 code for a protein of 334 amino acids. The transcript is spliced from 8 exons. Gene Ontology annotation, molecular function: L-lactate dehydrogenase (NAD+) activity. Gene Ontology annotation, biological process: lactate metabolic process; pyruvate metabolic process.